AUGAUGAAGAGCCCAGAAGACCUGGACGGCAAGACCAAUCGUGAAUUGACCUUCGGGAAGAUUAUUGAGAUGGAGAUCAACCUCAAUCCAGACGAAGUUGAAGAGAAGAACUCUAAGGUCACAUCUGCACCCGAGUUGCCUGUGGCAUUGGGUUACAUCGGUGUGUUUCCUAGGGUAUACAAGGAGAAGGUGGCGGCUACUCGGAUCGCGCACCUAAGUCAACCGAAAGGACGCUCCUCAUCUUGGCCGACAUACGCGGAGGUUGUUCUCUAUGGCAUGUCUAUAGGAGGCAAUCAGGGUGGCACUGGAGGAGGCUUCAUGGGUGACAGAGGAGGUUUUGGCGGUUGCCAUGGUGGUGGUCAUGGUGACCAAGGAGGGUACGACUUUGACUACAACCAAGGUGAUUUUGAAGGUGUCGGCUAUGGAUAUGGUGGUGGUGGUGAUGUAUAUGGCUAUGGAUAUGGUGUUGGUGGUGCUGGCUAUGGUUAUGGAGGCGGUGGUGGAUGGGGGCAGUUCGGUGGAUAG
Messenger RNA from Phragmites australis (common reed), 525 nucleotides. RefSeq names its product glycine-rich protein DOT1-like. The record is from RefSeq and is a predicted model, not a curated record. Bases 1 to 525 code for a protein of 174 amino acids. The transcript is spliced from 3 exons. NCBI's taxonomy places the organism in Eukaryota, Viridiplantae, Streptophyta, Magnoliopsida, Poales, Poaceae.